Molecule: messenger RNA, 5158 nt
Organism: Drosophila melanogaster (fruit fly)
Lineage: Eukaryota; Metazoa; Arthropoda; Insecta; Diptera; Drosophilidae
Gene: sky
Product: skywalker
Exons: 11
Coding region: 951-2744 (597 amino acids)
Cellular component (GO): endosome membrane; synapse; cytoplasmic vesicle membrane
Source: RefSeq, marked reviewed
GCUCUUUCGUAUUGCCCGAUAAUUUUUCGACCGCGCUGCUUGUGUUUUCGGUUCCCGCUGAAACAAACAUAAAAAAAAGAAUAUAAAAAAUAUAUAUAAAAAAAAAUGGAUGUAGGGCGAAAAUAGUUAAACCACUUUAAAUAUACGAAAUACGCGAAUUUCGGAAACUAGAAAAUCCAUCUUUUAAGGUAGUUUAUUUAUCCAUCUCGCUUUUUCACUCUCCUCUGUGUGCGUGCGUGAGUGUGUGUGUAAAGGCCAAAUAGUGCCCUUCGCCUCCCCGGCCACGCCCCCUUGGGCAGAGUAAUAAAAUGGGAAAGAGAAUAUAUAUCUUGCUCCUUUAGAAUUUACCUGUGAAAGUGAAAACGUGACAACACGAUAAAACGGACGAAGCAAGCAAAACAAAAAACGAGUGCAUAAAAACAACGAAGGAGGAUAAGAAAAAGAACAAGUGCAGCAAAUCAGAAAAAAGAGAACGGAACAAGAACACAGAAAAAAAGUAAAAAUAACCAACGAAGAAGGGCAAGGAAAACAAGAACAAAAACAUCAGAUAUUGACAGACUCGAAAACGCCGACAAUUGGGAUUUGAUUCACACACCGCUAUGCUUUUGCAGUACUCGUGCUAAAACGUUUACUAUAAUGAAUUCCGCGCGGCACCAUCGUAUUGGAGUAUUUCUGUCUCCAUAACUUGGCCACCGUUUACAUAAAAUUAAAACUUAAAUAUAAUAGUAAUAUUAUACUUAGCCCGACUACAAGCCCAAACAAGACCCGCAUAUCGGUUGCCACACCGCGGACAGCAAAGCACUGCAAGGUAAAAAGCCAUCUAGUCAAACAGAGACAACGAAGGAAAGCCGCCAACUGCCUGGAGGGCAGAACGGAUCCGAGUGGACGCAAACCCAAAUCAAAACUUGACAGAGGACCCGGAUCCAGAGACCGCAAACCUGGCUAAGAAGAUGCCAUACCAUCGAGGCGGAGAUGCCUCUUCCCAGGCCGACAAGCUGAGCGGCAUCGUGGAGGAGAGCGAUCUGUACGAAGGGUUCGCCCCGCAUGUCGAGACGUCCGAGAUCAAAACCCUCGACUUCUACAAUUUACCAAAGCAAACUGGCAAGGAACCGGCACUGCGCUCCUACACGGAAAUCCAGCAGCUGCUGCAGCAGGGCAAGAAGCGCGACGUGAAGAACAUACUCAGGGAGAACUCGUGGCCCAUUAACUCCCCGAUCCGAGCCCAGCUAUGGCCGAUGUUGUGUGGCCAGCACCAGACCAAACAGCAAAUGCUAGAUGGCUUCUACUGGGAGAUGGUUCACCAGGUCUUUGGCACCACGGAGCUGUCGGAGAAGCCGAUCAUGCUGCCCGCCUUUGUGGAUGCCACCCACUGUUUGCCCUACCACUUGACCAGCACGGGACGAGCCGUGGCCGAUCGCAUCGUGAAUGUCCUGGGCUACGACUGCCCCGAUAUUACCUACAGUCCAGUAUUGUAUCCCAUUACAUCGAUACUUUUGCAUUUCAUGUCGGAGGAGGAGGCGUACAUAUGUCUGGCCGGUCUGGUCGGUAGCAAGGAGAAGGUAUUCAUCAAUCAAACCAAACUACAGCACGAAGUCACUUGGAAGACGGUGAUGCAGAUAGCCAAAAAGCACACAAAAAGUGCUACUUCGUAUUUCCAACGUAUUUGCCCGGGCCUGAAGCUAGAACGCAUCUUCAUGGACUGGUGCUGGUGGAUUCUAGCCGGUCUACCCUUCCAGCAUCUGGUGCGGAUCAUGGACUGCUACUUCCACGAGGGCAUCAAGGUCCUGUACCGCGUGGCCCUCGUCAUACUCAACCUGUUUCACAAGGAGUGCCAGUCGAACAACGAAUGGAGUCCGGACAACAUUAAAAACGACAUUGGCAACGCUUUGAUCAAGUUCUGCAAGAAGAUACCAGUGUCGCCGGCGAAGUUGCUCCAUGCCGCGUUUAGUAUUAGGGGACUGAGUACCCAGUAUAUUUCUAGAAUAUUUAUCAAGACUGAAAUGCUACUAAAAAGCCGCUCCGUGCUCACCAGCGGUUCGAAGCAAUUAAUCAAAUCGCGUUCAAGUGAUAAUCUGCCCACUAGUCAGUCGCAGGUCAACAUCCAAAUGAUGUCCCACACCCUGACCAUCCGAGAGGGUGAAAAAUCGCCCGGUCAUAGAGCAAUCGCGAUGGGCGUUUAUCCCAUACACAAUCUGAAAAGUCAAGCUUGUAAGAACGAAGAUCUGUUCACGCUGUGGUCCUGGCUGCCCGUGCGGAUAACAAUGUACCAACCGGUGCUGCUCUACACCACGGAGGAGCACGGCUGCUCACUAACCACGUUCUACGUUCGGGUGGAGCAGCAUGAACCCACGCUGCUCAUGAUCAAGACGUGCAAUAAUGAGGUAUUUGGUGCCUACUGCUCUUCGCGCUGGUUUGAAAGAAAUGUAAAAGAUGACAAGGGCCAGCGACAGGCCUACUUCGGUACGGGCGAAACCUUUUUGUUCUCCCUAUAUCCAGAAAGAGCCAAGUACCCAUGGGUGGGCAUUGAGGGCGACAAGGACCUGGGACACAGCUCCGAACUAUUUAUGGCGGCCGACUCCAAGAUGAUCACUAUUGGUGGCGGCGAGGGGCAGGCCAUCUGGAUGGACGAGAACAUUCGUUUCGGAAAGACGGACAGCUGCAAGACCUUUAACAAUCCGCCGCUGUGUCCGUCGGGCGACUUCGAGAUUCGGGUGCUGGAAGUCUACGGAUUCGUGGGCAUCUAAAAACCUUCUUUCUUAGUCUGACCGAUAUUGCCCGCCGAUGAUCAAGUGCUCAGCAAAACUGCUCGACGUUCCCCCGCGUUUCCUUAACCAACUCAAACACCUACAGAUUGCUUUCCUUUCCGCCCAUUAUUGGCGUAUGCUGAUGGUACCAGGAUGAGAAAAUGUGUAAACAUUUAUGAAAGCUUAUUUAUAAAAAUGUAUCGAAAGUGGCCAAGCAGCAGUAAAUGCUGCCGUCGUCGUGUUAAUGUUAAAUGUUAAUGAAAAAAUGCAAAGCUAAAACAAAUUAUAUAUUAUAUAAUGGAAAUACUCUGUGAGUUCAUGUUUCAAAACGCAAAGCUUUGAAAUUACAAUACCCUAGUUGUUAUAACCCCUUUACAUACGUAUAUACAUGAUAUCUAUACAAACAAGUAUAUAUAAAAUGAAUUAUUAUAAUGUGUAUAUUUAUAUGUAAAACGUAUUUCUAUAGCCAUGUACCCGGAGCAAAGAAAAAAUUCCUUAAAAAUUUCAAGCAGAAUACCACACCGGAAAAUUUGGGCUGCAACAUCAUUUUUGUUUGUUAGCGUUAUUUCAUUUAAUUUAUGAAACUGUAUUUUUCUUUCUGUAAACCAAAUUUACUGACUUGACUGAAUUCGUUAUUAAUGUUAUUAAUAUUAUUAUUGCUACGUGUAUAGAAAGUGUAACUUGUAAAUUGCAUUGAAAACAACUGAAUGUUUCUGAAAGUUGUCCCAUUUGGUCGCAAAAUAUAGAGAUAAAGUAAAACCAAACCUCUUUCGAUUAGUACUGCUGCUGACGCCAAUGAUAUGCUCAGAUACUACACAUAUAAACUAUAACUAUUUAGCCCCCAAGUAAUGAAUAUAAGGCCAACGUCCUUAAGCAGCGGAAUUUGUAGUCGGUUCAAAGUCCAAAAUAAGUUGAAGGAACGAUUGGGCAGUGGAGAGCUGCCAUGUGCCACCAUGUGCAAUUGAUCUCAAAACGAAAAACGAAAAAGGAAAACAAAGAAAUGUAUUACAAGUUGAAGGCUUCAUAGGUAGACAUAAACAAAAACGGAGAACAAUCAAUAAUUAUUUUAAGAUUCCAUUCCAUUUUCAAUACCAACGAAAUUCUUUGCUCACCUCCACCUAAAAACUGCACGUACACAAAAUUUUUGCACACUUUUCUAGUCAAUUUUUAUGUUUUACAAAAAUAACAUGGUGUGUCUCCUCCCAUUUCCCUCUGGACGAACACUCAUCUGCCUUUGAGUGUCUGCAAAUUCCGAUGGCUUAUUGAUCGUUGCACUACUCAAACGAAUUGUUACAUUUAAAUAAAAGAACUACAACGAAUUGAGGGGAAGGGACAGGAGUGAUCACAGAUUGCAGAAUGUAAUGGGUAACACUCCACAACUAUUUCAUUGAGGAGCUGGUACUCCACAAUUCCCGAACCCAAAUCCCAUACCCUAAAAAUUAUAUUAUAACCAUCCAAUAUAACCCAGGUAACCUGCAAUCAGUGAAAGGUGCAGCAGUGAAAAGCAAACUAAAUAUGAAUAGGUUUUAAACAAACUCUGUGUGUUGUUGUUACUAUGAUUCAAUGUAUAUGUGUACGCACGCAGCAUUAUAUAAACGAACUACAUUAUAUACCCAACUACAAAACAAGUUGAACAAGUUGAUCCAUGCAAUGCAAAUCUGUUUGUUAUUUGUUUCUGACUGUGAAUCGUGUUGAAACAAUAAGUUUUACUAUAUUUGGUUGACUAAUGCUUACACGCUGAUGAUAUGAAUUGUUGAUAGACUUUAAGACGCGGAAAGAUGGACGACGAUUGUUUGUGGCAUUGACGCGGCAGUGGUCCUCGCUGGGAUCGUAGAGAUUCCGCCGGACAACGCCAGCAUGGACAGUAUUGGUGAAGCAAAAACAAACACAAUCUUUUGUACAUAAAUUGUUUUCUAUCUGAAUUGUUCUCAAUGUGUAGUUUAUAUACAAUAUCUUGAUAAAUAUCCAUAUAUUUAUAUUUGAAUGUUAUUUAUGUGUAGCCCAGAAGUGUUAUGAAUAUAAUCCGCAGCUAAACCCAUUAAGAUAAUAAGCAAAGAUGUUAUCUGUUUGCCUACAUAAAAUAAUUUAUGCUAUAAACUGGAAAUAAAUGUAAAACUAGAAUUGUUUGACGAUCAAGAAAUCAAUGGACUAGAUAUUGAAACAGAAAUUGUGUGUAUCGAUUUGAAAGUGUUAUUUUAAUUUAUUUUAUGAAUAUUUUGUAAUUAAUGAUCCUAAUUGCAAUACACACAUACACAUACUUACAUACACACGCUAGUAGAGUAGGAAACGAGUAAAUUUUAUUCAAUAAAUUAUAUUAAAUCAAACAAGUAUAAUUAUAUAAAUAUAUAUGUAUGUUAAAUCAUUUUAGUGGAUGUAUAAAAACAAUGGAAAGAAAAUCAAAUAAAAUAAAAAUU